Brassica napus (rape) is the source of this 512-nucleotide messenger RNA. RefSeq names its product 60S ribosomal protein L29-1. Gene Ontology annotation, cellular component: ribosome; cytosolic large ribosomal subunit. The coding region runs from base 150 to 335 and encodes 61 amino acids. NCBI's taxonomy places the organism in Eukaryota, Viridiplantae, Streptophyta, Magnoliopsida, Brassicales, Brassicaceae. The transcript is spliced from 3 exons. The record is from RefSeq and is a predicted model, not a curated record. Gene Ontology annotation, molecular function: structural constituent of ribosome. Gene Ontology annotation, biological process: cytoplasmic translation.
UUUAUUUGAUUCUUAACGGGCCAAAUAUUUUGAAGCCCAUUUGAUCUAUUAGGGCACUUUAACUUUCAACUAUAAAUUCAUACGUAUGAUCUUUUUGGGGAAACCCUAGCCGAUCAAGUUCUCUAGUCUCUCUUCCAUUUUACUCAGAGAUGGCCAAGUCGAAGAAUCACACGGCGCAUAACCAGUCGGCUAAGGCCCACAAGAACGGAAUCAAGAAGCCAAGGAGGCACCGUCACACUCCCACCAGAGGGAUGGAUCCUAAGUUCUUGAGGAACCAGAGGUACGCAAGGAAGCACAACGUCAAGAGCGGCGAGAAUGCCACCACUGAAGAUUAAGCUUUUGAUUCUCUCUGAGUGACGUUUUGAGGUUUUUUUUAAUGAAAUUAAGACUGUUUUAGACAAGGGAACCAAUUUACAUUUCGCGUUAUGUUUGGUUUGAUUAUGUUUAAGCGUGAGGUUUAUGUACUCUGUUAUCCUGGCCUUCAAUUUAAUAUCAUGGAUUUUCAUUUCGUA